UCUCCCUCUCUCUCUCUCUCUCUCUCUAAUAUAUAUACAUAGCCACUAUAUUUUCUGGCAAUCUCUUUCUCUCUCUCUGAUGUUUAUUUAUCCGAUCAAUCCGAACUCUCUAUCUCAAGUAGAAUUUAUAUUUUUCAUUUCUGAGUCCCCUCUUUGAUGAAGAUCACAAGCAGAAUCUACCAUCUCUCAACCCCAUGCAUGAAACUAUUGAAUUGGGUCUCUUGAUUGCUUCUUGAAGAGGAAACUGAAGUACUCAACUUCCCGAACAACAACCCGCCCUUGCCUCAUUUUUUGGUCCUUGUUCCAUUCCCCCCUUAGUCUCCCCCCUCCCCCUCUCUAUAGUAGGAGGCAUGAUCUCUCCAGAUAAUAUUCCGGCAAAUCCGCCGACCAACGACGAUGACCAGAACACUGGAAGCCGCAAGACUGCAUCACUAAGGCCACCCGAGCAACCGUUGAAAUGCCCACGAUGCGAUUCUCCUAACACCAAAUUCUGCUACUACAACAACUACAGUCUCACUCAGCCAAGACACUUCUGCAAGACAUGUAGAAGGUACUGGACCAAAGGAGGUGCCUUGCGCAACGUUCCGAUCGGCGGGGGUUGCCGGAAAAACAAGAGAACGAAAUCAGGUUCAAGACUAUCCGGCGAUACCAAGGACUCCGCUGCAUCGUCUGACACAGGUGGAAUGAAGUUCUUUCAUGGGCUCUCACCAGUUGCCAUGGAUUUUCAGCUAGGUAGCGGCCUUCCUUUCUCUAGAUUCCAUUCUUCAACCGCAGGCGGUGCUUAUAAUAACCAGUUUCUUUCAUAUGGAGAUAUCUCAUCUACUGCAGCAACAACGGCAGCAGCCACCAAUCCUUCUUGUUUCAAUAUCGAUGAGGUGGCGGCAAAUUCUGGGUCUUUGAUGGGUUUUAAUUACCAUGCUCCCUCAGUUAGUAGACAAGGAGAGAGUGGGGGUUUUAAGUUCAGUGGGGGAAUUCAGGAGAUGGGUUCGAUGAAUGUUCACAGUAGCCUUGCAUCUUCCAUCGAGUCUUUGAGUUCUAUCAAUCAAGAUCUUCACUGGAAGUUGCAGCAGCAGAGGCUGGCCAUGCUUUUUGGUGGAGAAAAUCAGAAAGAAAGCGUUGUUUCUUCUCUUCCUACAGCCCUACUCGAAAAUCAGGCGCAGAAACCACAACCCAUUUCGUUUCAGAACCUGGACGUCUCAAAACCGGAGGUUUCUGGCGUUAGAAAUCCAACAAAAAGUGGCGUGAGUGGUUCUGCUACCACAACCACGGAGUGGUUCUUCGAUAACUCUUACACCCAAACAGCCACCACCACCACUGCCGCCAACAGUAACGUUAAUACGAGCAGCAGCUGGAACGGAACUCAAGCAUGGACGGAUUUACAUCAAUACAGUGGGUUACCUUAGUUUGAUCAGGAGAUAAGGGUUUAUAUUGUUCAGAAAACAAAACAAAAAGAGAAUACCAGAUAAUAGAGAAAAUGACAAAACCUAUCUUAGUUAAUAUUCUUUUCUCCUUGCUGUUCUUCUUUGUCCAUUUGGUUUUCUCUUUCCGGAUUUCUUGCCUUAUUUUUCUGCAGCUUAACAUGAUGACUAAUUAAGCUAGGGGAGCAGAAAAUGGUAGAUCAUAUUAUAUUAUUAUUAUCAUCAUUUAUUUUGGACAAAGAGCGAUCGAUAGUUGUGGUUGUUCAUGUUUAGUUGUUCUCGUUUUUGUCUAUUUUCUUUUAUGUUUCUUGUUUUCUUCUUCUAAUUUUCUGCUCCUAUACAAAGGCGCAUGAUCAUACAGGAGCAAGGUUGGUUGUUUAUGAAUUUAUGUUAGCAAGUUAGCAAUAAAAAGAAAAGCAGCUAAUGGUCUUUGAUUCAUUAAAGA
Nelumbo nucifera (sacred lotus) is the source of this 1863-nucleotide messenger RNA. RefSeq names its product dof zinc finger protein DOF5.7. The record is from RefSeq and is a predicted model, not a curated record. Gene Ontology annotation, biological process: regulation of DNA-templated transcription. Lineage: Eukaryota; Viridiplantae; Streptophyta; Magnoliopsida; Proteales; Nelumbonaceae. Gene Ontology annotation, molecular function: DNA-binding transcription factor activity; DNA binding.